AUGAGACUAUCACCGCCGGAGCAAUGCCACAAAAGCACCCGGUGCGAGUCCGCCAACACCAAAUUCUGCUACUACAACAGCUUCAGCCUCUCCCAGCCCAGGUACUUCUGCAAGGUCUGCAGGAGGUACUGGACCAAGGAGGCUCCCUCAGGAUUCAGGAACGUCCCUGUGGGAGGUGGCUGCAGAAAGAUCAAGAAACACCACCUCUUCUCUUCUUCUUCUUCUUCUUCUUCCAACAAGAGACCACCACGAGAUCAAUCAAACAAAACUAAGUCACCGGUGUCUGCUACUUACGAUCAGAAUGAACUCUCCUUCGCUUUUGCAGAUUUCCAGGAAGAAAUCCAGUCAAUGGUUUCGCCCUUCCCAGAUUUCAAUGAAGAAACUACAAGAACGGUUCUGAAAGGUACUACUUAUCCGGUGAACGGUAGCCGUGUCUCUGGCAAGUGCAGCUGGGAGGAGGCUGAGAUGCCGACGCAGCUCCAAUGGCAGAUUGACGGUGAGGAUCUGACGUUAGAGAGUGUCGGAGAUCAAUGCUGGAACGAGUUUGGUUCCGUAGCUUGGCUUAUCUGA
Zingiber officinale is the source of this 570-nucleotide messenger RNA. RefSeq names its product dof zinc finger protein DOF5.3-like. Gene Ontology annotation, molecular function: DNA binding; DNA-binding transcription factor activity. The record is from RefSeq and is a predicted model, not a curated record. The transcript has a single exon. Gene Ontology annotation, biological process: regulation of DNA-templated transcription. Lineage: Eukaryota; Viridiplantae; Streptophyta; Magnoliopsida; Zingiberales; Zingiberaceae. The coding region runs from base 1 to 570 and encodes 189 amino acids.